AUGAGUGAUGAAAGUGAGUAUGGAAAUUUUGUAAUUUCAGAAAAUUUGAUUAACCGAGAGUUGGGAUCAGAUGUUGUUUCCGAAGACGAAAUUACCAUAACAAACAUAGAAAAGAAUAAAAUAAUCAGAAUAAUUAUCAGAAAAUUGCUUUAUCAGUCGCCAUUUCCCCUAAAAUAUGAGGAACUGAAGGCCAUUUUGAAAGAACAACUUCCUCACAAGUUUAACCCAAAACUCUUGAAUAAUCUUCUAUACGAAAUUAAGCAUGUUUUAAGUAACAUUUUCGGCCUUUAUCUUGAUGACGUUAAAUUCCCUCCCAAUAAGAGGGAGCUGAUUUUAAAACAGACGAUAUCAUUUAAACAUCAUGAUUUAAAAACUUUAACAGAAGGCGUUGAAGAGGAAAAGGAUUUAAUAACGGUGUUGAAAAUGGUCAAGAGAAAAAAGGAAGUCAAAUACACCUCAAGAGGUAUAUAUCCUAUUCUUCACUUCAGUUUAGAGUACAAUUAUAUAUCGGAUUACAUUUUAUAUGCUAAGGAUUUGUCUUAUAUUAACAUUGUGUACGGUACUGAACAGGUCAUUUUCACUGAUUUAAUGAGUUUUUAG
This is a messenger RNA of Theileria annulata, 600 nucleotides long. RefSeq lists its product as uncharacterized. The transcript is spliced from 5 exons. The record is from RefSeq and is a predicted model, not a curated record. The coding region runs from base 1 to 600 and encodes 199 amino acids. NCBI's taxonomy places the organism in Eukaryota, Apicomplexa, Aconoidasida, Piroplasmida, Theileriidae.